UGUCCUUGCCAUGGAAUGGGCUGUUUGGGAGCAGCUCUGGACCCUGGGAUGGAGCACCCUCCCUGUGCUGCCUUAGGCCCUCCAGGUAGUACUUGCCUGGAUGUUGAAACCCUGUUGCCUUCCAGAAUGGGGUUUGGGGCAUCUGACCUGCCAGCAGAGCUCAUGCUGAGCAACACUUGUUCCACUGUCAAUGGGAUGGCAAGGGAAGAGCAGGGUCCAGUGCCAGGCUGGCAGCAGGGGAGCCUCAGAGCUGCCCUGGCCACUGGCGGGGGGUUGGGGGGGGUUACUGACCUCGCCCUUAUCUUCCCUGUUUCUCUUCUUAGCUCCUGCACCUCUGCAGCCGAGAAGGAGAUGGGAGGAGCAGAACAAAGGGAGAAGCAAUACCGAGCCCAUCGGGGAUUUGGGGAUCGCCGCGAUGGGGUCAUCAGUGCCCGCACAUAUUUCUAUGCUGACGAGGCCAAGUGUGACCAGCACAUGGAGACUUUCCUCCACUGCAUCGAUGCCUCAAGUGGCAGCUCAGAGAACGGCUUCUCGGCCAUCAAGCUGACAGCACUGGGCAGACCUCAGUUCCUGCUGCAGUUCUCAGAGGUGCUGGUGAAGUGGCGGAGGUUCUUCCACCAAAUGGCUGCGGAGCAGGGCCAGGCUGGGCGGGCAGUGCUGGAGAUGAAGCUGGAGGCGGAGAAGCUGCAGGAGGCCCUGGCCAACCUUGGCAUUGCCACCAAGGCGGAGAGCCAGCACUGGUUCACGGGCGAGAACCUGGGCAUGAGUGGCACUGUGGACCUGCUGGACUGGAACAGCCUGAUUGACAGCCGCACCAAGCUCUCCAAGCUGCUGCUUGUCCCCAACAUGCAGACUGGGCAGCUUGAGCCUCUGCUCUCACACUUCACCGAGGAGGAGGAUCUGCAGAUGAAGCGGAUGCUGCAGCGGAUGGAUGUCCUUGCUAAGAGAGCCACAGAGAAGGGCGUGAGGCUGAUGGUGGACGCAGAGCAGAGCUACUUCCAGCCAGCCAUCAGCCGCCUCACCCUGGAGAUGCAGCGCCGCUUCAACAGGGACCAGGCGAUCAUCUUCAACACCUACCAGUGCUACCUGAAGGAGGCUUAUGACAACGUGACAGUGGACGUGGAGCUGUCGCGCCGGGAGGGCUGGUGCUUUGGCACCAAGCUGGUCCGCGGUGCCUACAUGGAGCAGGAGCGGGAAAGGGCAGCCCAGAUUGGCUAUGAGGAUCCCAUCAACCCCACCUACGAGAAGACCAAUGAGAUGUACCACAGGUGCCUGGACUAUAUCCUGGAGGAGAUCAAGCACAGCCGGAAAGCCAGCGUGAUGGUGGCAUCUCACAAUGAGGACACAGUGAAGUUCACCCUGCGCAGGAUGAUGGAGCUUGGGCUCCAUCCCUCGGAGAAGAAGGUGUGCUUUGGGCAGCUGCUGGGCAUGUGUGACCAGAUCACCUUCCCUCUGGGUCAGGCCGGCUUCCCUGUCUACAAGUACGUGCCCUAUGGCCCCGUGAACGAGGUGCUGCCCUACCUGUCCCGGAGGGCCCAGGAGAACAGGGGCGUCGUGCAGCGGGCAAACCGGGAGCGGGACCUUCUCUGGAGGGAGGUCAAGAGGCGGCUCCUCGCAGGCACCCUCUUUGGCUCCAACCACUAACCCCAACCACAGCAUCCAGCCUGGGGACUCCUGUGCCUUUACCUAUAACCACUAUUGCCAUUCCCUCCUAGUUCUGCUGCAGUUCCCCCCCUGCCCCCCUCCACCCCUUCCCAGCCCCCUCCACACUGGGAACGAUCGUGUCCUUGUUGCUGUUUGAGCCACCCACACUGUAGAGGUGCCCCAGCCAGUGCUGCCCUGAGGGACUGUCCCUCUGCCAGCCCGGGGACUCCUGAGCUGCACUUGCCCUGGGCUGCCUCAGGGGAGGUGCGGGGGCUCUCCUGCCAGCCCCACCCCGACUCAGUGAACACUGUCCCGGGGUUUUCCGUUGCAGGACUGCAGAGGGAGAUUUGGUCACCGGCUUUGUGCCAUGGGCUCAGGUCCAGGGCAGCCCGGGUGGCUUAGGAACAAGCUGGCCUGAGCCAGAAGCUUUUCCAGCCUCUGCCAGGGCUGGGGCAUGAUCUCCUCCAGCUUUGUGGCUGCAGAAGCCACAGUGACCUGUGAAGUGUCACUGGGCAGGGACAGGAUCUGUCCCCUGCUGCCUGUCCCAGGGCAGCUACAACCUGGCUGCUCACCAGCUCUGCACAGACUGGAGCUGAGUAGGUCCUGGGCAGGACCAGACUUUUCCCCCAACCCACCGGGUGAAGCAGAGCCCAUAUCCCCUGGGCUUGCCUGUUCUCAGGCACGGGUCCAGCAGGGCGGGAGGGGCGAGGGGAGCUGGCUGGCCCCAUCCCUGCGCUGUUCUUGCCCUGCCCACAGAGCCCAGCUCUGAUGAUGGACCAGGUCCAUGUUGCGGGCAGGGGCAGUGGCUGCUGAGGAGCACUAGGAGCUGGACCACAGCUCAGCUCUGCUGUACACUGGAUUUCCAGAUAACACUGGU
Athene cunicularia (burrowing owl) is the source of this 2521-nucleotide messenger RNA. RefSeq names its product proline dehydrogenase 1, mitochondrial-like. The record is from RefSeq and is a predicted model, not a curated record. The coding region runs from base 16 to 1644 and encodes 542 amino acids. Gene Ontology annotation, cellular component: mitochondrion. The transcript is spliced from 12 exons. Gene Ontology annotation, molecular function: proline dehydrogenase activity; FAD binding. NCBI's taxonomy places the organism in Eukaryota, Metazoa, Chordata, Aves, Strigiformes, Strigidae.